GGCGGGCCCACACGCACACACAAGAGGAGGGCCAUUGGGACAGAUCAGAGACGACCACGAACUAAAACUAAUUUGUCUUUCUUCGACGCUCGUUGGGAUUAAGAAGAGGCAAAGGUAGCAUUUAGGUAGCCCACGUUAUACAUGGAAUGCGACUGACGCCACUUAGUCAUCAUGGUAUCUGGCAAGGUGUUGCAACUGUUGGCACUGGCCUGCCUCGCUUCUGUUUCCUCUGCUGAAGAAUACUGCCAUUUGGUGACGUCUCCACAGUCUCCAGUAAUUGAGGUUGGGACUAACUUCACAGCUACAUGCGUGAUCGUCCACACAGAUACAAUCACAGCAGAUAAUCUCUACUGGAAGUUGGCUUCAAAUGUUAUACCCAAAGAACAGUACAUCAAGAUCAACAGCUCAGCGCUUAAUGUCACUGUCCUCAUCACAAGUGACAAAUUGGAAUAUUUAUAUUGCUACUCCGAAGAAGUCUCACCCGAAGUUAAAUUGAACAACGGCAAAUAUUUUCAUGGGAUAUUACUCAGGAAAGGCUAUGCCCCACAGAAGCCCAUGAAUCUGUCCUGUCAAGCAGUUCAGAAGGGUCAUUUAAUCUCUUCAAACCUCGCAUGUUGGUGGAAUGUAACUGGACGCCAGACUAAAGAUGUCCCUACGACAUACACAGUGUUUGUGACAGAGUCCCCAGCGGAUAACACCUUUAAUGCGACAACAACGCAAAACAGUGUUGAUGUGGCAAUGAACAUCUUUCCGCAUUAUUUGCGACUGGACAUCCGAGUGGAGGCACGCAAUGAAUUUGGAACAACAGAGUCUGAGCAUCUGGUAAAUUCCGCUAAUUGCUUUGUGAAAACAAACCCUCCAUCAAAUGUCAUGGUCAUUCCAGAGAAAACUUUCCCCACCUCUGUUCUCAUAAACUGGACAGUUCCUCUUCGCCACGAAUAUGUGGCUCUGCAUUAUCAUAUCAGAUACUGUCCACGCGGCCUUCAGACUUGGAUUGAUGUGCCUCUUUCGGAUACUGCUUACUACAUACAGUCCUUCAGACUCCAAAGUCUUCAACCCGACACAGUUUAUGACAUCCAGGUACGCUGCAAAUAUUCUGACAAGUGCAACGUUUACUGGAGCAACUGGAGUACCAACGCUACCGUGAGAACACCAGAGGAUCGACCAGGAGGGAAACCGGAUAUAUGGAAAAUAAUUGAUGAUGGGACAAAUGAACGACAAGUGGAGAUAAUUUGUAAGGAUCCCAAGUAUCCCAAUGGCAGAAUAACAAGUUUCAACAUGAGAAUUUACAACAAUAAAGAAGCCAAGAAUGGAAGUGGCAAGUGGGAGAGUAUCCCAGUCAACAGGACCGAGGCUGAAACCCUCUCCAGUCAAGGGUCUUUCACGCUUAAAAAGAUUUCCCUGCCUGACAAGAAAUGGAGUUUUAAAGUGUCUGUCGUCGCUGUCAAUUCUGUGGGGCAAUCGAGUGAGGGAGUCUUGGGCAUCGAUGCACAACCACGUGGUCCUGCCCCAGAAGAAGUGAAGGUGUGGUCCCACGAAGGCCGGCUUUGGGUGAAAUGGAAACCUCUCAACGCUACACAACUCUCAGAAUAUGUGGUGGAAUGGCUCAGUGAUGGUGACCUAGACUGGCAGCGGGAAAAUAGGGGCACCACAUUCACUGCCAUUAAAGGGAACCUGAGGCCAUAUGUCUGCUACAAUAUUUCUGUGUAUCCUAUAUACCAUCGGUGGAUUGGGAAGCCAACUCGUGUACAAGCCUUUCUGGAGGAAGGAGCUCCGUUACAAGGCCCUGCUGUCAGACUAAAGGGUCCCCCAGGUAGCAAUGAGGCUGUGCUGGCAUUGGAGGAGAUUCCCCGAACCAGCCGAAGAGGCUUCAUCACAAACUACACAAUAUUCUAUUCAAAUGGGACAACAGUUCACAGCAUAACAGUGCCAUUCAAUACCACCUCAUACACUCUCAAGUCUUUGUCACGCAACACAAAGUAUGAAGUGGUUAUCCGGGCCUCAACCAUCGGAGGGUCAACAAAUGGCAGUAGUCACACGUUCACCACUAUGACAUAUGCACAAGGUGAAAUCGAGGGCAUCGUUGUAGGUGUGAGCAUUGGCUUUCUGUUUCUUUUUCUCAUGGCCAUGCUGAUCUGUAUCUACACAAAAGAUGUGAUCAAGAACAACUUCUGGCCUCAGAUUCCAAACCCUGGCGAUAGCACCAUUGGGACAUGGGCUCCUGAUCAUCCGUUAAAAACAGAGAUACCAAAGGAGAGCUGUCUUUCUGGCAUCAGUGUUCUUGAUGUGGAUAUGUGUGAUUCGAAGUGCAUGUUUGAGGAGGACAAGGCUAGUCUGGCUCUGAAGAAAGACAAGUAUCUGUCAGAGGAGCACAGCAGUGGCAUCGGUGGGUCUUCCUGCAUGUCCUCUCCUCGCCAGAGUGUGUCCGACAGUGACGAGGGCGGUGAUAUGGCUGACACCACAUCCAGCACCGUUCAGUACUCAUCUGUGGUGGCCUCCAGUGGUUACAAGGGCCAGACCCCAAGCUCUCAACCACAGCAGUCCAUUUUCUCGCGCUCCGAGUCCACACAACCACUGCUAGAUUCCGAGGAGCACCCAGACAUAUUGAUGCAGGAGGGCAGCAGACAUUUCCAGCAUUUCCACAGACAGCCCUGCUUUGCACGCAGGGCUGGGAAUGGAGACCCGGCCGACUCCGAUGACUUCAAUCUGAUGGAGAUGGAGCAGCAGGAGACACUGGAGUCUCUGGACUUCGGUCCCCUGGAAGAGGACAGUGAGCAGGCGACCCCUUCAGACAGCCUGUCAGGUGACUGGCAGCAAGCACCCCCACCCUCCAGCUACAUGCCUCAGCUGGGUGGCUAUAGGCCACAGUAAGGACAGAGAUGACUCAGGAGUCACCUGGGAACUAUUUUGACUAUCAUGGUUUCAUUUCAGGUCUUAUAAAUAAGUAAAGAAGACUGACCCAAUAUAUCUUUGCAUUUCACCAAGUAUCGAUACUCCUGUAUGCUGAGGGAGAGUACUCUUUAAAGUGCAAUGUCAACUAGAGCUUGUAGUGGUAGUUUGCUAGCUUAGCACUUGCGUUCACAUAGCCAUAUCUUUAUAUUAAAACUGUGCCCAAAACAUACUGACACAUCUGACAUGUGACAACAGUUUAUAAUUCUUAUUUUUUUAUUUUAAAAUACAACUGUUUGCCGAAAUGUCUGGCUUGACAUGAGCAUGGACCCUAGUUUAGGAAGUGAUGGGCACUUGCUUUCAGUUGGUUUCUCUGUUACUAGUGCUUUGCUGCAUUGCCCUCUAGUGGAUGUUUUUUUGCCCUGCUAGGCCUUGUUUAACAUACAGAAAAGUAUGUUUUCAGCUGAAGUAUAUACACUGCACAUGAAGGUAAUCAAGCUACAUGUGCUAAUGCUAAUACUGCUAAUGAGUGCAUGAUAAUUAAAGUUUAUUUGCCUUAGAAAAUAUAGAAACAUAGGAAAUGGGUAAAAACCAUAUCUUUUUAAUGUACCGUCUCUAGCUCACAGGACAUAGUUUAGUUGGAAAAUCGCUGCUUUAUGUGUGGAUAUCUUGCCAAGUUUACAGUCAACAGUGGGAGAGUUGAUUUAUUUUCAGUGUUGCCUGUGGAUACUGCAUUUUGAGAUGGACCCUUUCACCCUUUUCUGUGUCAGAGCAAGCAUUACAUCUUCAUUUCUUCUCACUUUAUAAUUUUACAUCACAACCUCGAACGUACUCUCAUCACAAGUAGCUGUGCUUUUUUUUUUUUUGUUUUUUUUUAAAGGACAUUCUUCUCAUUUUCCUCGACAUACACACACACACAGCAGACAAGCAAAGAAUGCCUUGCUUAACUGCUCUGGUCAUGAGGAUGGCCACGAUCUUCUGGGCAAAAUGUAAGGUUCAAACUCCGCUUUCCUGCAAAGGUCCCUCGAGCCACAUGUUACAUGGGAAAAGUUACAUGCUAAGCGUAGGCGGCAAAGGUUAACACUGUAAACAUGAAAUCCACAAUAAACAUUCAACGUAUUCAUGUCACCUGGUAA
Molecule: messenger RNA, 4025 nt
Organism: Mugil cephalus (flathead mullet)
Lineage: Eukaryota; Metazoa; Chordata; Actinopteri; Mugiliformes; Mugilidae
Gene: il6st
Product: interleukin 6 cytokine family signal transduce
Exons: 16
Coding region: 172-2871 (899 amino acids)
Biological process (GO): cytokine-mediated signaling pathway
Cellular component (GO): external side of plasma membrane; membrane; signaling receptor complex
Molecular function (GO): cytokine receptor activity; cytokine binding
Source: RefSeq, a predicted model, not a curated record